Messenger RNA from Ricinus communis (castor bean), 1828 nucleotides. RefSeq names its product G-type lectin S-receptor-like serine/threonine-protein kinase SD2-5. Bases 248 to 1669 code for a protein of 473 amino acids. The transcript has 2 exons. The record is from RefSeq and is a predicted model, not a curated record. Lineage: Eukaryota; Viridiplantae; Streptophyta; Magnoliopsida; Malpighiales; Euphorbiaceae.
AAUCUUAACUGGCAUAAUGUAAUCACUAACCCCACUACAUUAAGCAAAAGAAAUGAAAGCUCUUCCCCUUUUUGCGAGUGUAGUGGAACUUCCAAAAGUUCCCAACACUCAUGCCUUCCUCUGUCCCUCACUUUCUUGAUUCCCUCAUGUUUCUUUCCUCAGAAAAUCCUAAUGCACCGCAAACCCACUUUCCACCCACUAAAGCAAUCAAAGAUAAACCACUGAACAAGGUUUUCAAUUCUGUUUCAUGGAGUUUUCUCUUCUGGGUUUUCUUCUUUUUUUUGUCUUGUUUGCUCAUGCCCUUUGCAAAUCAGAUAUUCACAUUGGCCAUAGAGUUACUCUUGCUGUACCUGUUGAAUACAGCCUUGGAAUCAUUGGUAGAGCUUUCCUGAUGGAAACAUAUCAAAGUGAACCCAAGUUUAAAGUUGCAUUAAGUGUUGUGCCAAUUAAUGGGAAAUAUUCUUGUUCUUUAGAAGUUUUUCUUGGAGAUGUGAAGGUGUGGAAUUCUGGUCAUUACUCUCCAUUUUUCACUUCAGAUACUUGCGUUCUUGAGUUAACGAAGGAAGGAGAUUUGCAAUUGAAGGGACCAAAAGAGCUAGUUGGAUGGCGAACAGGAACUUCUGGACAAGGUGUGGAGAGAUUGCAGAUACUGGGUUCAGGUAAUCUCGUUCUGGUUGAUAACCUGAACCGUAUAAAAUGGCAAAGUUUCAAUUUUCCAACAGAUGUAAUGCUAUGGGGACAGAGACUAAAUGUUGCUACUCGUUUGAUUUCUUUUCCAAUGAAUUCAAGUGCAUUCUAUUCCUUUGAAAUUCAACGCAACAAGAUUGCUCUUUAUCUCAAUUCUGGUAAGUGGAACUACUCUUACUGGGAAUUUAAACCUUCAAAGAACAGAAACAUCAGUUUUAUUCAAUUAGGCACAAAAGGGUUAGAGUUAUUCAAUGAUAAAUAUCACAAAAUCGCGCAGAUUUCUUCUUUGUCGAACUGGCUUCUACUUCAACCCUUGAGAUUUUUAGCUCUGGGGAAUAAAACGGGAAAUUUGGGGCUAUAUUUUUACUCACCUGACAAGGAAAGAUUUGAGGCUGCAUUUCAAGCACUGAACACUACUUGUGAUCUUCCUUUAGCUUGUAAACCAUAUGGUAUUUGUACAUUCUCCAAUACUUGUUCAUGUAUUAGACUUUUAACUAAGGAAAAUGAAAAGGGUAAUAGCAAUUCUGAUUGUAGUGAAGGACUCUCUAGAGAAUUCUGUGGUAAAGGUAAGGUAGAGAUGCUUGAAUUAAAUGAUGUUGGAAGUGUUCUGAGUGCUGCUGCUCCUACAAAGGUUAACAUUAGCAAGGAAGAUUGUGCGGAUUCUUGUUUACAAGAUUGUAAAUGUGUUGCUGCAUUAUAUUCCUCUGUUGAGGAGGGUGCAAGUUCCAGAUUAAAAGAAUGUUUUCUUUAUGGAUUGGUGAUGGGUGCUAAACAAGUAGAAAGAGGAACAGGAUUUACUUACAUGGUAAAGGUUCCUAAAGGAACCCAUGUUGGCCAUGGGAAGUCUGGAUUGAAGAAAUGGGUAAUAGUAUUGGUGGGAGUUAUUGAUAGUUUCAUCAUUUUGCUUCUUUUAGGAGGUCUUGGGUAUUAUUUGAUUCGAAAGAGAAGAAAGAACAUUCCUGCUACUAGUAACACUACCUGAGAAGAUUGCUUGUGAUCUCAUGUUCCUGGCAUGAGAAUUUAAGGCCACUGCCAGCUUUCCCUUUUGGGUUUCACUUGUUCAUAUAGAUUAUACAAUUCUUGGUUGUUUCUACAGGCUGAUUAAAAUUUGAAAGGGUAAUGAGAUUUGAGAUUGCAUUUC